CACCUUAUCUUUCCCCUCAACUCAACGCCCCCUUCACACCUUGUCACCAGUCACCACCCCCAGAUCUAAGACUUCUAACUCCACUGCAGUGUAUAGUGUAUACAACAAAAUCUCCUCCACCAGCUCUGCACAUACUACGCACACUGCACAGGCCUAAAAACACCAGACUAUUCAAUCAAGCAAGGGUGACGUUUGGGAACUGGGAUGGUGGAGGCACAGUCAUGGACAACAAGGAGGGGAAGCAACCCAAGAUUGGAGUCCACAGACCAAGUCCUGGAUAUCCCAGUUACGCCAACUGCUGAAAUAAAACAUCAACAGGGGGUGGGAUCCUUAAUCUCUCCAAAUUUGCUGACAGCACUUAUCAUUGCAUCAUGGUACUUGUCAAACAUUGGUGUACUUUUACUGAACAAAUAUCUCCUCAGCUUUUAUGGUUACCGUUACCCAAUCUUCCUUACCAUGCUGCACAUGAUCUCUUGUGCUUCUUAUAGCUUUGUAGCCAUCAGGUGGCUAGAAAUUGUCCCUUUUCAGCAAAUUCAUAGUAGGAAGCAGUUUUUCAAGAUUCUUGCUUUAUCUGCUAUUUUUUGCUUUUCUGUUGUCUGUGGGAAUACUUCUUUGAGGUACUUGCCUGUCUCGUUCAACCAAGCAAUUGGUGCCACUACCCCUUUCUUCACAGCCAUUUUUGCAUUUGUGAUUACUUGUAAAAAGGAAUCUGCUGAGGUUUAUUUAGCACUUGUCCCUGUGGUUCUUGGGAUUGUUUUGGCUAGCAAUAGCGAGCCCUUGUUUCAUCUUUUUGGGUUUUUAAUGGCAUUAGGUUCCACUGCUGGGAGAGCCUUGAAGUCUGUGGUUCAAGGGUUGUUGUUAACGUCUGAUGCUGAGAAAUUGCACUCGAUGAAUCUCUUGUUGUACAUGGCUCCGAUGGCAGCUAUGAUUUUGUUACCCUUUACUUUGUAUAUUGAGGGGAACGUGACUGCCGUGACAAUUGAGAAGGCGAGGCUCGAUGGGUUUAUGAUCUUUUUGUUGGUUGCCAAUGCCACUGUGGCUUAUUUGGUGAAUUUGACUAACUUCUUGGUGACAAAGCAUACUAGUGCUUUGACUUUGCAAGUGUUGGGGAAUGCCAAGGCUGCUGUGGCUGCUGUGGUUUCAGUCUUGAUAUUCAGGAAUCCGGUGACCGUUAUGGGGAUGACCGGAUUUGCUGUGACACUAAUGGGGGUGGUGCUUUACAGUGAGGCCAAGAAGAGGUCUAAACUUACAGCUCAUUGAUAGCAAAUAUCAGCUAGUUGGUGGUGGUGCCGGCACAAGAAUACACGGGCCAAUGCUACAUGCUUAACUGUUCUAAGCUGAAGGAGAAGGUACCCAGUCUCUUAAUAGGUCGCAAGGAUAGUCCCAAAGUUGGGUCUGAAUUCUUCUGCUUUUGAUCUGGAUUAGCAAGUAAUAUACAUCUCUCAACUACUGUUAUGAUUUUGCUCUCAUGUCAUGGGAGUUGGGAAUUCUUUUUGAUAUCAGCUGUUGCUCUGUCGACUACAAGUUAGGAGUGGGACCAUUUCCACAUGGAGAAAGCAACUUAGCACUUACGACACUAAUUGGUGGUUGAGACUUCUUUUUCAGCAUAGCUAGCUCAGCUUAAUGAUAAUCUUGUGAAUAGUUAACGUAGUUGCAGACAGAAGUAAGAUUUUAGGAAGACAGGUCUAAGCACUUUUCAUGCAACCAUUUUGCAGUUUGUAGGAAAAGGAAAGCAUAUUUACUAGAAAGUUAACAUGCUACUAUAUUAAUUUCCUUUUAAAUGGUAGUAUGUUUUUAG
Coffea eugenioides is the source of this 1798-nucleotide messenger RNA. Its product is annotated as probable sugar phosphate/phosphate translocator At1g12500. Bases 205 to 1260 code for a protein of 351 amino acids. Lineage: Eukaryota; Viridiplantae; Streptophyta; Magnoliopsida; Gentianales; Rubiaceae. The record is from RefSeq and is a predicted model, not a curated record. Gene Ontology annotation, cellular component: Golgi apparatus. Gene Ontology annotation, molecular function: antiporter activity. The transcript is spliced from 2 exons.